Messenger RNA from Pecten maximus, 6257 nucleotides. RefSeq names its product peroxisomal biogenesis factor 19-like. Gene Ontology annotation, cellular component: peroxisomal membrane; peroxisome. Gene Ontology annotation, biological process: protein import into peroxisome membrane. NCBI's taxonomy places the organism in Eukaryota, Metazoa, Mollusca, Bivalvia, Pectinida, Pectinidae. The transcript is spliced from 8 exons. The record is from RefSeq and is a predicted model, not a curated record. The coding region runs from base 16 to 957 and encodes 313 amino acids.
CUUGUAAAAGGCGUGAUGGCUGAACAAAAUCCCACAACAAAUGUCGAAGUAAAUGAUGCUGAUAGUAAGACAGCUGGAGAUGGAGGAGAUGCACUCGACACUACUAAAUCGAAACCAGUAAAUGAAAGUGGAGUAGAUAAGGAGCUAGAUGAUCUCUUAGACAGUGCAUUGAAAGACUUUGAAAAACCAGCUCCUGUAGAAAAACCGACUGUAGUGUUAGGAAAAAGUGCAGGAGCUGCCACAAGAGGGGAGACCAAACCCCCUGAGGAUAAGACUGAUCCUAUGUCUGAAAUGUUUGCUGAGGAAUUCUCAGAUGAGAUGGCUAAACAGUUUGAGGAUGCGAUGAAGAACUUUAUGGGCAGUGAUCCAGGCCUGAUGCAGCAGAUAGAGAAACUGGCUGAGUCUGCUGACAGUGCAGGAGACUCGGCAGAAGCACAAAAGGAGUUUGCAAGCACACUGUCACAAACACUAUCUAGUCUGGCCCAGAACUCGGAGGGUUUAGGGGAUGAGAUGUCGGAGGAUGAGCUGAUGAAAGCCUUCACCAGUAUGGGGCUGGAGGAGGGACAAGAUGGAUUUAUGCCAAUGAUGCAGGGGAUGAUGAAAAACUUACUCUCCAAAGAUGUACUGUACCCGUCACUUAAAGAAAUGUCACAGAAAUAUCCUAAAUGGUUAGAAGAAAACCAAGAUAAAACAGAGAAAAGUCAACUUGAAAAGUACCAAUCUCAGCUAACCAUUAUACAAGACAUCUGUGAGGAAUUUGAAAAGGAGAAAGAUUCUGAAACAGAGGAAGUGAAAAAGCUAAGAUUUGAAAAGAUUGUAGAUAAAAUGCAGAAGAUGCAAGAAUUGGGUCAGCCUCCAAAAGACAUUGUAGGUGACAUGGCUCCAGGGCUUGAUUUUGAUGAGAACGGAAUGCCAAAAUUACCAGGAGCAGCAGAGGGACAAUGUGCAGUCAUGUGAGCUGAUAAACUGUGUGGUUGUCGUAGAGAUAGCCUUGUAUGUCUGUGAUAUUAUCAUGAUUAUCGAUGAUGUGAUUAUCAGCCACUACACCAGAAAUCCAAGGUGGUCAGUUUUUGUUGAAAUCAUGGAAUUGUAAGUAUUUUGGCUGUACCAGGUGGAUUCAGAUGUGGCUGGUCAAUUUGCAAUGGAAAUCAAGUCAUCUGCGACUGUUUGGUUUUUGAUCUAGGAGAAGUUAUCCUGCAGUUGUGUAACUGUUUGGUUUUUGAUCUAGGAGAAGUUGUCCUGCGGUUGUGUUCCCACUGCUCCAUACACAGAAUUACUACAGAAGUUCUGGCACAUUUUCCUCUUGUGUUUGAAUUACUUCCCUUUAUCAAGUUUUUGAAAGCACAGUGACUGUUGUUAAAAUUGGAGGGGGAAAGUGCUACUCGAAGUCCUUCUGAUCAGUUUAUCUUUAAAUCUGUUCUAGAAAAUUUUUCAAAUAAAUUCUUAAAUUUUAAAAAGUAAGAAAUAAUACUAUGACAUUUUAAAUUAUAAACUAAAAAUUAUUUAGAAUCUAAGUUGGCCAUUUGAUAAAGCAAUUUGAUGAAGCAAACUAUUUUACUUAUUUGUGAUGAUAAAUGAAAAAUCUUUAUUUACAGAUAUUCAGGUGACAUACCUAUAGUGCUGUAGUGUAUUUAGCUGGGUAGCAGCUACUCAGUUGUGACCUCAUUUAUCUUCUAGAAAGUUCAGCUGUUUUUUUGUACAAAUUUUGUAACCUACAGAUUAUCACAGGAUAAAAUAGGAUUGCCAGAUAAAAUUAAAUCAGAAAUAAUGGAGGUUUUAUAUAGAAGUAUUUACUGCAGCCUGUUGUAUUUUUAUAGAGAACAUGAGGUGUACGAGAUUCAUUUCUCACAUCUUCAUUAGCCAAGACCCUCGGCUAGCAAAGAUGCGUUUCUCAGUUCUCCCCCUUUUUCCAUUUCUUCAUUCCAAUUAAAUGUUUGCCAUUGUUAUGUAUAUAGCCAUCAUUCCUCAAUCAAGUUCUGAAUUUUAUUUCAUGAAAUAAGAUUCUGGAGUUUAUUAAUUAAACUUGGACAGAAUGGGGACAUGUUUGAGACCUUUCAGUGUGAUUUACCUUUUCAUGUAAAAUUACAAAUUUUAUCCCAAAGUUAUGUCCGUCCUCAUGCAUGUUUCACACUUACAACUGUAUUUAGGAUGUAAAACCCAAAACAAUCAAAUCACAAAAUUAAGUAGCAAAAAACAUGUUUCAUCUUUUUAUUUAUCACCCCGCAAAAUUGUUUUACAAGUGUAUAACAAACGUAUUAUUGAUUUUGUACGUAGAUUGCAAUUUUUUAAUGGACUGGAUAAUUGUGUCUCCACUGGUCCAGUGUUAAGAUCAGGGUUGUAGUAUUUAUUAUCUAUGAAUGUCAAUUAAUGGCAUUUUACAGCAUCAUAAACCGUGUUACAUAAUUAUACACAAUGUCAGUUUCACUAUUACAGCAUUCACACAGAGGUGAGAACUGUUUGAAGUGAGCCUAGCUGUCAUUUCUUUAGUCAUAAGAUAUUGUCAGAAAUUUAGAAUCUCGAUAUAGCAAACAAAAUUUUGCUCCAAAAUUUUCAUAAAAUCAAAAUCAGACAUUGAAUUUUUGCAUACUCAGUAUAUUAGAAAAAUGUCUUAAAUUGUGAUCAAUAUGAAAUUAAAAAUCUAAGAAAUGAAAUUCAACUUAAUACCCAAAUAUGUAAAAUUAAUAAAUAUGUAAAUAUAUUGUUAGAACCAUUUAUAGCUGUUUUGUGGGGACAUUUGUUUCAGAACUGUAAUGAAACAUUCUACUUUGAAAUUCUGUACAAGAUACAUUACGUGAGAUGAUCAUGAAAGCAUUAAAAGUUUACAUUUCUCUGUUUUUUAAUAGGAAGGGAAACACUUUUAUCUAAUUACGAAAACCUAGAACUUGCUUUCCUUGCUUUUGUUUGGUUUUGGUAUAAAAAAUAAGAUAUCGGAACAGCUAUUUGACGUACAAUUUAAAUUAAAUUUUCUAUGCUUUCAUACCUUAUAAUCUGUUCCCAUCUGUAUUGUGCGUUUUUUUUUUUACUCCUUUGUGAAAGAAAAAAAAAAUAAGCCAUAUCCCUGGAACUAGAUUUUUUUAACAUGGUGCCAUAGUAAUGAGCAUUUUAAAUAAUUUUCUGAUAGCACUUCCUUUUAAAUAUAUUGAUUACAAUUUAUUUAAGAAAAUGAUAUAUAAAAAAAUAUCUACAUUGAAAACUGCCUGCGACGGUUAAUUAUUAAAGAUGGUAUUUGCCAGGAAUUCAAUCAUUUUGAAAACUGGGCAAUCAUGUAAUUAUGCUCAAUCAUGUUUGUGAUUUUGUGAUAUUAGUUAUAAAAUGUGAAUUCUUAAGCAUUUAUAAACAACACUUGUGUUCAAAUGUGUGCUGUAAAAAUACACAGAAUGUGUGUUUAUUGGAGUUACUUCCCUUUGAGGGAAAAGUUGUGAAUCGGAAGUAAAAGGUAGUGGUUUUGUCGUGAAUGUUGAGUUGGAACUUGUAAAUCUAAUUACUGGGUUAAUCAUACUCAUGGGGCCAAUGACCCACAUGAUUCACAAAAAUCCUUUAAAUUUCUAUAAAUGGCCCAUAUAUUAUAUUACAGAUAUAGUUCUUUUUCUUCAAAAUGACCCAUCCAUUUGGUAACUCAAAAUAAUCCCUGAUAAAAUACUAUUAUAAGAAGUCAGGAAUUACAAAUCUUUAUACAGAAAACUUGUUACACUGAUCAGAUUUAUAAGUUUUUACUCUUGAUGAUUUGAUAGAGAUAGAUGUUUUAGUUUGGUGAGAAAUGUUAAAGAGAAAAUAUGUUCUUAUCUUUAUCAAAUAGUAAUGAGAAAGAUAGUUGGAAUCUUAAUUAUUGGACUUGAAUGAUUUCGCUUUGUUUGUUGAAUGAUUAUAUUACCAGGCAGGGGUUGAAUGAUUAUAUUACCAGGCAGGGGUUGAAUGAUUAUAUUACCAGGCAGGGGUUGAAUGAUUAUAUUACCAGGCAGGGGUUGAAUGAUUAUAUUACCAGGCAGGGGUUGAAUGAUUAUAUUACCAGGCUGGGGUUGAAUGAUUAUAUUACCAGGCAGGGGUUGAAUGAUUAUAUUACCAGGCAGGGGUUGAAUGAUUAUAUUACCAGGCAGGGGUUGAAUGAUUAUAUUACCAGGCAGGGGUUGAAUGAUUAUAUUACCAGGCAGGGGUUGAAUGAUUAUAUUACCAGGCAGGGGUUGAAUGAUUAUAUUACCAGGCUGGGGUUGAAUGAUUAUAUUACCAGGCAGGGGUUGAAUGAUUAUAUUACCAGGCAGGGGUUGAAUGAUUAUAUUACCAGGCAGGGGUUGAAUGAUUUCUCUAUGUUGAUGUAUCGUGGAAGUUCCAGGGUUUUUAUCUUUAUGCAACUCAGUGAAUGUAAAAAAGUGAUUUGAUGAACGUUGAUAUUUUGAUAUGUGUGUAUGUUAUUUCUAUAAUGUAACAGAUUUUGGGUGAAUGUUAUAAUGUAACAGAUUUUUGGGUGAAUGCUUUUCUAUAAUGUAACAGAUUUUGGGUGAAUGCUAUUCUAUAAUGUAACAGAUUUUGGGUGAAUGCUAUUCUAUAAUGUAACAGAUUUUGGGUGAAUGCUAUUUCUGUAAUGUGACAGAUUUUCUGUUAAUUUAAAGCAUAAGAUAUAUUGUAUAUCUUUCAGUUCUUUAAUGUUAAGUAUUGUUGAUGUAUUGGAAAUUUCAAGGGAUUUUGUUUUUACUUUUUUUUCAAAAAUACUUGUUAAAUGUUGUUCAACAAUGAUUGUUUGCCAGAUUUUUUAAUAUUUCAAAAAUUGAAUGAGUUAUUUUUUGGGAAAAAAAUACACACUAUCAAAUACUAAUUUUAAUGUUUUGUAAUUUAUCAUUUAAAAAUGUUUCAUGAUGAAUCAUUAAAUAGUAAUUUUGAUGUUUGAUAUUUAAUCAUUAAAGCAAUAAAUUAAUGUUUUGUAAAAUAUUUAUUUUGAUGCUUCCUCAUUAACCAGAUGUAGAAUGUUUACAACCAGCUGAUAUCACAACAUAGAGACAGGUACUGUAUACAGGCCGUCACAACAGGUACUGUAUACAGGCCGUCACAACAGGUACUGUAUACAGGCCGUCACAACAGGUACUGUAUACAGGCCGUCACAACAGGUACUGUAUACAGGCCGUCACAACAGGUACUGUAUACAGGCCGUCAUAACAGGUACUGUAUACCGUCAGUCUAGUGAUACUAUAUCACAGAAACCUGUAGAAAUAUUAAUGUUAAAAACUGCUUAACAAUUCAACUACACAUUCAAAUAAUUCCGGAAUAUUUUACGAGCGAGUUAAUGAAUAUUGAUAACAGAUGAACUGUAAAUAGACGUUUUUUACCUGAUCAAAUUUUACUACAUUAUCAAAUGUUAAAGAUUAGCCAGGACAGGAAAAAAAUCAACAUCACUUGUCCCUCCUGACAACGAAAUCUACUGGCCCUGGGUUUAUGAUCACCCUGGAUUAGCACAGAGUUGGGUAUUUGUUUACCCAUUAAAAGCACUGGUAAUUUGGUGAAUACUUUACUGUGAAAAGGCAUAAACUAUUUACUGUGAAAAGGCAUAAACUAUUUCCUGUGAAAAGGCAUAAACUAUUUACUGUGAAAAGGCAUAAACUAUUUACUGUGAAAAGGCAUAAACUAUUUCCCCUAAGAUAUGUACAAUAACAGUUUACAGGAAGAGUAUAUUAAAGUCUAUAUGGAAAAGGUUUUCAAACAAAUGAUAGAUUUUUACAGUAUUUAUCCCCAAUAUAAAACUCCCUCCUCUAGUACAGAGUAUUAAAGUUUGGGAAGGGUUUAUUUUUGAAUCACUUUUAGCUUAUUGUUUUAAAAUUAAUGACCGAAAAAGAGAAGAAGAAGCUUAUUUAUGGAUAAUUAAACCAAUAUAUGUGUACUAACAUCAGGUAACUACCUACUGUCAAAGAGUUUAGGGGACAGUAAGUAUGUAUACAUCUAACAGGUAUAGUUUCCUGAGACAUGUCUAGCUCCUCACGUUCUAUCAUUAAAGAUCAUUCUAGUCAAUUGAAUCAGUGUUUAAGUUAAUUGAACAGUUUUGGAAUGAUACAAAAGUUAUACUUACAAAAACCUCGAACUGUUGAUUCAACAUCAGUUUUCCAGUGUUAUUUUAAUUCUAUUUAAUUAUUAUGUUAUUAUGAAAGUAAUUGUGUAUGAAAGUAAUUUUUGUAUCAUGUAAGAAAGGCCAUGUGUGAAGAAGAGAUUAUUGGUGUUUGCCAAAAAAGAUUUAAUUCCUAUAGCAAGAAAUAAAUACUGAAAAAUCUUCAUAAAAA